This is a messenger RNA of Drosophila yakuba, 2571 nucleotides long. It is a transcript of the gene SmydA-8, whose product is annotated as SET domain-containing protein SmydA-8. The transcript has a single exon. Lineage: Eukaryota; Metazoa; Arthropoda; Insecta; Diptera; Drosophilidae. Gene Ontology annotation, molecular function: protein binding. The record is from RefSeq and is a predicted model, not a curated record. Bases 510 to 1634 code for a protein of 374 amino acids.
CUUGCGCCUGAAAGUAUGCAACGUUUGUUUUUUUUUCGCACAAUGCGUAGGAAUAGGAAUUACGUAUUUUAAUACAUAUUACGUAUACGUAAGUGGCUGCAAGUUCAUCAUCAAUCAUACGCAAUGUUGCUUAUCACAGAUAUUAUGCGUUAGAAAAAAAAGGGCUAUUAAUGAAUUAAGUGCACGCCAACAUAAAUCAGAUAGGUUUUUUAUUUAUUGCCAAAAAGUACAUACAAAUGCUUGAAUAUAAUACAUAGCCCUCAAUACUCAGUGGGUUAACAGCAAUUCCAAUAAAAGGCUAGUGUUUAUUUUUCGACGGCCGCAUAUCCGCCAGCUGUGCCUGUCCAGCGAGCAGUCGGGAAAUCCGAGAGCCACCGUACUAUAAUUAGCUGUCCCUCCGAGAAAAGCGAGAACACUCGCACGAUCGGAGAGUUUCCGCUGCGGCGGCGGUCAGUAGCGUUUUGAUUAUCGACGGAAUCGAGAGAGAGUUGCCCUUACUGCAGGCCGUCAUGUCCACACCUAGCACACCUGUUCCAGAGGAGCCGAGAUCCUCAAACCAAAUGACCAUCAGUGCGUCCACGCAGGAGUUAGCCGACCUGAUAGACAUUCACUUGGGUGAACUGCGACCACAGGAUCCCUCUUGGCGGGUGGCCGACUCACCCAUUUCCGGGCGUGGCAUCUUUGCCACCAGGGAGAUAGCACCGGGCGAGGAGCUCUUCCGGGAGCACACGUUGCUGGUGGGUCCAACGGCUCAUCGGUCGACCAAUCUGCGCACUUGCACUCUUUGCUACCGCCUGAUUCCGGGCUCCACGGACUCGGCAGCCCUCUGCCCGGCUGGCUGCGGAUUGCCAGUUUGCUCGGAGUGUCGGGACUCCUCGCGUCACGACCUGGAGUGCAAGCUCUUUCGCAAGUGGAAGCCACUGGAGAGCCAGAGAAUCGAACCGCGCGCCCUCCGAAUUCUUAGUGUUGUGCGAUGCUUCUUUCUGGACGAAGCCGCACGAAAGUUGCUGUAUGCCAUGCAGGCCAACAUGGAUCGGUACUAUAUGAAGGAGGUGCAACGGGCUGCCGAUUGCUUCAAGCACUUUCCGCGGGAGCAGGACAUGUUGGACUACUUCUACCGCACCAUCUGCGCCUUCAACACCAAUGCCUUCGAAGCCCGUAGCAAUGUGGAUGGCCACGAGGUGUUGGUGCGGGCGCUCUUCCCUUUGGCUGGACUCCUGAACCACCAGUGCACCCCAAAUGCGGCUCACCACUUCGAGAACGGGGAAACCAUUGUGGUGUGCGCCACCGAACGGAUUCCAGCUGGAGCCGAGAUCACCAUGUCGUACGCCAAGUUGCUGUGGUCCACGCUGGCCAGGAAAAUAUUCCUCGGAAUGACCAAGCACUUCAUCUGCAAGUGCGUCCGAUGCCAAGAUCCCACGGUGAGUUUAUUUGUUAGCAUACUCUACUUUUCCGCUUGGAUGAGGCACUGCAUCGCUAUUGUCGAGAAGUGCCACCGAAAUAGCUCAGUCGAUAGGGCCACAAAAAUGUCAACACAGGGGCCUACGAGAAGGGGACUUUCGACAGAGAUACAAUAUUGGGAAGAUGCCCAUUUUCAAAUUAGGCCACAUAAUACAUUUAUGUUUCCAAAAUGAAAAUGAGUGAUAUAACAUGAAAUUGGCUUAUUCAAAUGCUUUGCUGCUAGGAAUCGAGCCCCUUGUUAGACGCCCCUGGAUUUAGGCCAGGGGAAUGCCAAUGCAAGUGUGAGCGUGAGAGAAACAUCCGAUGAGCAAUUAAUCAAUGCGGUUAAGUGAAUGAUUAAGUCAGGACAGCUGGCCGAAAGCGAAAGCACAAGAUGAUCCCAAAACGUGUCAUAUUGAGGAUCCGCCUUCAGUGAGUACUGCUAUUGUGGUCAAGAAAAGCUCACAGACGAGUAAUCAGGAUCACAAAUUCCUGAACGAAACAGAACGCAUGUUCCACAUACAAAUAUUUCGAUACCCUCACAAUACUCGUAACUUUCUUUUUUUAAUGACAUCUGGUUGCAACUACGAUUGGCUAUCGCACUGGGGGCAAUAACCAGCUAAACGUUUGCCCACAAUGUAGUAGUCGGUUUAUUCUAUUGUAUAUAUCAUUCAAUUCGGGCAGUUUGCCAAUGCUGCCAUAUUGGAGGCGCCCCAACUAGUUUAAGUAUCCUCACACACACAAGCCCCCACUGAAUUACUUAUAUACGCAUUCAGAUACUGUCAAAGAUCGCAUAUCACGUCAAAACAGCCUAUUUCCUCCCUACUCUUCAAUACCCCUUUGACCCAGUCGCACGUCAAUCCACCAAAAUACUUGUUUUCCCUUUUGUUUUCGCUCGCUCUGUGCGCCUUUAAAUAUAAAAUUUUAGCACAAAUUCUCUAAAACUUAAACGGAAUACCCAGCAAGCGACCUAGCGAUAAGGAAUCUUUCGAAAUUUGUCGAGUACUUCGUUCUAUUUCGCCUAUAAUAUGUACACUUAUUGGCAGUACAAAACAGUCUUCAUUUCAACUGUUCCACCUUUUUUGGCCAAGGUAUGGAGAAAACCCCGUUAAAAAAAAAUAAUGUACCAUU